Molecule: messenger RNA, 10559 nt
Organism: Alligator mississippiensis (American alligator)
Lineage: Eukaryota; Metazoa; Chordata; Crocodylia; Alligatoridae
Gene: ZNF106
Product: zinc finger protein 106
Exons: 22
Coding region: 274-5961 (1895 amino acids)
Cellular component (GO): cytosol; membrane
Molecular function (GO): SH3 domain binding; RNA binding
Source: RefSeq, a predicted model, not a curated record
UCGAGUACGCAGCCUGUCGCCGGGACUACAAUUCCUAGCGGGCGCUGGGGUAUCCCGGCAGGCAGAGCGCCGCCGCCGCGGCCGAUUGGCUGAGCGAAUGGGGGCCUUUCCUCGCGCCGCGCCGCGGUUCCCUUUUGGGUCGGCGCCGCCACCGCGCGGCGGGGAGACGCCGGUUGGGGACCGCGCCGGGUGAUGGCGGCCUGGGCCGCCGCUCUGCUGUGGGACGAGGAGGACGCGGCCUGUACAGGGUAAGAUCUUUCCAGAGAAAUCAUUAUGGUGCGACAACGAAGAUGCAUGUUAUGUCAUAUUGUCUACAGUUCAAAAAAGGAGAUGAAUGAACACAUGAGAAGCAUGCUUCAUCACAGAGAACUUGAAAACCUGAAAGGGAGGGACAGCAACCAUGAGUGUCGUGUGUGCAGGGUGACAGUGGUGGGCUUAUCAGCUUAUGCCAAGCACAUCUCCAGCCAGCUACACAAAGACAAUGUCUACACCUAUGACAGGAAAGAAGAAGAAGGGAAAGAAGAAGAUGAAGGAGAAUACUUUGACAAGGAACUAAUUCAAUUAAUCAAGCAAAGGAAAGAACAGAACCGGCAAAUUGAAACUUGCUGUGCAAACCAGGAUAUAGAACCUGAUGACAGGAGACCACAAAGAAGGAGUAACGAAAGAGCUACUUAUAAAGACAGAGAAGAUUAUGAUCAGUCAUCGUGGCACCAUCAUGGCCCAUCACAGAACAACUGGAAAUGGAAAGUUGAUGACUUUAUUAAUCCUAGACAAAGCAAAUUCCCUCAGUCUGUUAGGAAUCUUAAUACAAACAGGCACCCUAAUAGUCCAAGAGGGCGCUCUGGAUGGCACCAAAAUAGUUCCGGAGGCCCUUCUAAUUGGCAUCAUGGCCUUGGGAAUUCUGGAAGUGUUUGGCAUGCAGGAGGAAAUGCAUCGAGCUGGCAUGGUGCACCGGGAAGAAAUUCCAACUGGCAUUCUGAAGGAGCAAGUGGUUUUUCAACUUGGCAUUCUAACAACUGUGGAGGAAACUGGAAAUCUAAUUCUCAUAGUGGAAAUAGCUGGAAUUUUGGUGGCUCAGGGGAUAAAUAUGCAUUAGUAAGAAACAGGGCUGCAAAUACUAGUUCCAAGCAAGAAGAUGUAAGCACUACCUGGAAAACCCCAAAUAAAUAUACCCCAAAAAAGUACACAUGGCUUUCGCAGAAAAAUGACAGCACUGGCAAUGUGUUGCCCUGUGGUGGUUCAGCAGAUAAUAUGAGUAAUUCACUGGAUUUUACUAGUGAUGCACUCUCUGAAGGAAGUUUACUGGAUUUUGCAAUGUCUGAGCAACCUGAGAGCAAAAUUUCCAAGAUCAGUGGCAAAAGUGGUAGCCCUUCCAGAGAUAAAAUGCAUCGUUGGUCUCCGUAUCCAUCACAGAAAAUUGUAGAUCAGCAGCCAGGGCCUGAAGACAGUGUUUCUAAAACCUUAGAGAAAACAGAUACAGUAUGCACGCCUCUAUUUGAGCCACCUAUGAAAAUGAAGGAUUGUGAAAAUAAUGUAGCUAUGCUGAAAAAAUGGACAGAAUCUUCUUGUUAUAAAGCUACCUCUGAUCAUCUUAAUACUCACAAAAUGCUGACAGACUCUACCAGUGAAGGAAGACCUGAUCAGGAUGAUGGCAAAAGUAACAGGAUGCCAUCACUGAAAUCCCCUCUCCUGAAUCUUCCAGGCCUUAAGUCCUUUUUACAAAAUCAAGACCCAAAGACACAAAAUCUCUUGAAGAAUGUCAGAAUUCUCUUAUCACGCACUGGAGAAUGUGAGAAUCAUUUGAAUGCACUAAACUUGGAAACUAACUGCUCCUCUUACACAUCCAAGCUGCAUAGUAUGUGUACUCAUAGCUUAAAAAGCAACAGAGAUGUGCUCGACGGUGAUCAGAAUGAGCCUAUUAAUAUUCAGAGUGAAAAACAGCAAAAAGCUAAAGAUGAUGUGCGAUCCAGUCAUUCUUUGCAAAAUUCUUUAAGCUCCUACAAAGAUACAGAGAUCAAACACAAUGAUGAUCAAAACACAGGUGGUAUUUCAAAAACUGAUAAAUCUACUUUAGAUGAAGUGAGUGAUGAGGAACCAGCAGAGAGUGAAAAGUCUGAAUUGGGAAUUGAAAAAUUCAAUGUUUGUUUACCAGGUAACCCUGUGGAGUGUGAACAUGCUAGUGCUAGAAAGAAAAAUGACACAGGAGCAUUAGGUAAAUCUCCCAAUUCCAAUAUUGUCACUGAUAAUCAGAAAGGUUCUGAAUUUCAAAUGGAAAGUGCAGUGUCUCCAUCAGGCCAUAAACACCACUUGGAUUUGGAUUUGAAAGCCUCUCAUGGGGGUGAAGGUGAUGAGAAUCCUAUUAAGUCAAGUGAGCAUUUUGAAAUGGAAAGCUUUGAAAACCAUUCAGAUCAUGAAUUUCAAAAAGGAGGCAACCAAUCUUCAGGCCCCCUGCUUCCUGACUUAAGCAAACUUGGCCUCCCUGCUUCACUUCAAAGAGACCUGACCAGACACAUUACUUUGAAGAGCAAAAGUGGGGGACAUCUUCCUGAGCCCAAUCUCAACAGUGCACGUCGCAUUCGAAAUGUCAGUGGUCAUAGAAAGAGUGAAACUGAGAAGGAGUCUGGACUUAAACCAACCUUGAGGCAGAUUCUUAGUGCGUCCCGAAGACACGUAAACUGGGAGCAAGUCAUUCAGCAGGUAACCAAGAAGAAACAAGAGCUUGGCAAGGGUUUACCAAGGUUUGGCAUAGAGAUGGUUCCCCUUGUUCAAAAUGAACAGGAAGGUCUAGAUUUAGAUGAAGAACCUGACAUAUCCACUCUAGAAGGAUUUCAUUGGGAAGGGAUUUCUAUAACGGCAACCGGAUCAGCUAGGAAACGCAGCUUCUCUGAGAGCAGUGUGAUUGUAGACAGAAAUGUGUCUGCUUAUGGCUUCUUCGCUGACCAAGCCACAGCAAAAGAAUGUGAGCAAAGGCAGAUCAAUUCACAUCACAUAAUGUCUGGGUUUAAAGAAACUGCUGACACUGUAGCUGACCAUAGACAGGAGGCAUGCUAUCUUCCGUUGUCACCCUUCUUGUCUGAAAGAAGUGAAACCAUUUCCAAUGGAAGGAGAGACAGCCUACAGAAUCUAUCUGGUCUUUCAAGUCCCACAACAGUUACUGCAAAACAAGACCCAGAGAACCCAGAAAAUACAACAUCACCUCUUGAAAAUCAAAAUACAUUAGAGAUCACAGGAGAAGGAAAUGUUUUGGCUUCAAGUGGAUCUUCAGUGCUUGCAGUAUCCAACUCUGUAGAUGCAGCUACAGACAGUAGCUGUACAUCUGGUACUGAGCAGAAUGACAGCCAGGGAAUUGGAAAGAAAAGAAGAGCAACUGGCGAGGGAUCCUCUCCUGAAAUUCCAAGUCUAGAAAGAAAGAAUAAGAGGAGGAAAAUUAAAGGCAAAAGAGAGCGUUCCCAGGUAGACCAAUUGUUGGCUAUUUCCUUGAGGGAAGAAGAGCUGAGCAAGUCCUUGCACAGUGUGGACAAUAGUCUCUUGCAAGCUCGGACAGCUCUACAGGCAGCCUAUGUUGAAGUUCAGCGGUUCCUUGUAUUAAAACAGCAGAUAACAAUGGAGAUGAGUACAUUGAGGAGUCACAGAAUCCAGAUCCUGCAGGGGCUACAAGAAACAUUUGAACCUUCUGAGCAGUCAGAGCAGCUUACAUGCAACAUCACAAAUGAAAGAAGAAAUAGCAGAACACGGACGACAGCAGAUGACCUGUUUCCUCCAAGCCCCUUCUUCCCCCUGCUGGAUACUUCAUGUCUCUCUGCCCACAUUUCCCCUUCUAGUACUGCCUUGGGAGCCCCUGCCCAUGUAAGCACCUCUGCAAGCAUUGCAUCCACCACUGUUCCUGAUUCAUCAGUUCAAAUUAAGAAAGAGCCUGUGCCUGCGGAACAUGGAGAAGAGAGCAUGAAUACUGAACUUCCUUGCUCUGUGCGUGUACCUGAAGCAGAAGUGCAGCAGAAAAAUGAGGAGAUCAGCCAGAAAACUUCAGUGUACCCAAUUAUUUCUGCAACUAUCUCCUUGUCAGAACUGACUGCUGCUUUCCAGCAACCUAAUCAAGAUGCUUCCAAACCUGCUAUGGACAUGGGAAGGACCAGGCUGCAUGGGACCCCUUCCCCUUCCCAGUCACCAUCUGCUCUCAGCAGAAGAGGGGCAAAUGAAACCCUGACUGAAAGCACUUUACCUGACCCAUGUAGUAGUUCCCUUCCAAAUAAGUCAUUUCCUUUAGAAACAUCAUUAGAUAAAGACUCCAAACCAUCAGAAGAACAGCCUGAGCAACAGGCAGAAACUACUCUUGUGUCUGCAGAAAGCAAAGGGAACAGGAGAAGGAAAAGGCUAAGAAAGAAGAAAACUCUCCGUGCAGCCCACAUACCUGAGAAUAGUGACACUGAACAGGAUGUAAUUGACUCUAAACCUGUUAGGAAGGUGAAGAUUGGGAAGGGACCCAAAGGUGAAAAAGUUACUACGUCCACUCCUCCAAAACAAGAGGAUGAAGGCAGUACUCAAGAAGCAGAGAGAAACAAAGAUGAAAAUGACAGUGAUAUUUCUCUUGAAUUAGUGGAAAUCACAAACCCUCAGUUUGAAGUAGUGGCCAUAGGUUCAUCAGAGUCAGGAAAUGAAAAACCAGACAGUCCAUCCAAAAGGGACUCCUGUGGGCAAGCAUUAAUGGAGGCACCUCAUUCUGGUUAUGAUGAAGUGAGUUCCACCAGUGAGAUUGGCACAAAUUGCAAAGAUGGUGUUAAGAGAAGUGUGGCUGAGACCCAGACUUCUAUAUCAUCUAUAAGAGGGUCGAAGAAUUCUUCAGAAGUGUCUUCAGAGCCAGGUGAAGAUGAAGAACCUACAGAAGGGAACUUUGAAGGACAUGAAGCUGCUGUAAACGCUAUUCAGAUUUUUGGGAAUUUGCUAUAUACUUGCUCAGCAGACAAAACUGUCCGUGCCUACAACUUGGUUAGCAGAAAAUGUGUCCGUGUCUUUGAAGGACAUACUUCAAAAGUGAACUGCCUUCUGGUUACUCAGACAUAUGGAAAGAAUGGAAUCCUCUACACUGGCUCUAGUGACCACAAUAUCAACUGUUACAAUAUUAAGACUAGAGUAUGCAUAGAACAGUUUAAAUUGGAAGAUCGGGUGCUCUGUCUACAUAGUCGAUGGCGAAUUCUCUUUGCGGGCUUGGCAAAUGGCAGCGUGGUCACUUUCAGUAUAAAGAACAACAAGCAACUGGAUACCUUUGAAUGCCAUGGCCCUAGAGCAGUGAGCUGUCUAGCCACAGCUCAGGAAGGGGCACGCAAAUUGUUAGUAGUGGGAUCCUAUGACUGUACCAUCAGUGUGCGGGAUGCUCGAAAUGGACUGCUUCUCCGAACCCUUGAAGGUCAUAGUAAAACAAUACUAUGCAUGAAGGUUGUGAAUGAUCUGGUGUUCAGUGGCUCUAGUGAUCAGUCUGUCCAUGCACACAAUAUACAUACAGGAGAGCUUGUACGAAUCUAUAAAGGUCACAAUCAUGCAGUAACUGUUGUUAAUAUUCUGGGGAAGGUGAUGGUGACAGCCUGUCUGGAUAAAUUUGUCCGUGUUUAUGAGCUACAGUCUCAUGACCGUUUGCAAGUCUACGGAGGACACACAGAUAUGAUCAUGUGUAUGACUAUUCAUAAGAGCAUGAUCUACACUGGCUGUUACGAUGGCAGUGUCCAAGCUGUGCGGCUUAACCUGAUGCAGAAUUACCGUUGCUGGUGGCAUGGAUGUUCACUAAUAUUUGGAGUUGUGAACCACCUGAAACAACAUUUGCUAACGGAUCACACCAACCCAAAUUUUCAGACCCUAAAAUGUCGCUGGAAGAACUGUGAUGCUUUCUUCACAUCCAGGAAGGGUUCUAAGCAGGAUGCUGUAGGGCACAUUGAAAGACAUGCUGAGGAGGACAGCAGGAUUGACUCAUGAAGCUUUUUUUGUCUCCCACAUUGGGAAGUAAUUUUAUUCAUCAGAAAUAUUCCAUGCAUCAUCUGCCUGUUACCCCACCUCUUUUCCCAUGCUUUUCCUCCUUGGAAUGCAAAAAGGGAGUGGGGCCUGAUGGCUUGAUUACAGAGAUUGCAUGUCUCAUGCAGCCUUGUAGAAAUGGGAAUAGUCCAUUGAGACUCAGACCAAACAGCAGAAUUUUUCAAGUUUUAAUUAAUCAAAAAACACAAAGAAAAUCUCCCAUCUCUUGUCUGCCAUUUGAAGAAUCAUAUUCUGUAUGUGUAAGUUUGAGCAUUCGGAGGGGGGUGCUCAGUACCCAGAUUAAAAAUAGGUACCAGCAUUUGCUACUUUAUCUUAAAAUCUGUAAGGAUUUAACCAAGGUGGGUACUGUUUACAUGUCUGCUUCACGUUGUAUCUAAGUCCCACAAAUACAUUCAAUUUUGGUUUUUGCCAGUUUUAAUAAAAUAUUGCUAACAAGAAAGACGCAUGUUUUACAAAGAGUUUAAAUUAAUUUCCAGUACAAAUUUUGGCUAUCUUCAUAAAACUGUCUGGCCUUUUAACACGGGACUGAAAUAAAUGAACAGUUCCUCUUUUAAGGAAUUGAAAUGUAUACUUUAAUAUUUUUAUUCUUAUUUUGUCUAAAAGUUGCUCUAACUGGUAAAAAUGUAUACAGUGACUGACUGGAUUUUAUUGUCCUACACAUUAUAUUCCGUAAGAGAAAGUAAGAUAAGAACAGACACUGUUUGAAAUGUAUUAUAGCAGCAAAACAGUCAAACUAUUGGGUCCAUUAAUCUGUCAGAAUAUUAGGCAACUCAUUACCAGACAAUAUGGAGAGUGACACCAAUUUUUAUUUUGCAUUUAAACACCAGCACAGUAUAAUUAUAAUCAUUAUUGUGUUGAUAUGGCAGUAGAGCUUUUUUCUUUUUUUUUUUUUCCAAUUUUGGGACAAAGUAACUAAUAUUGCCAGACUUUUAUUUUAUUUUAUUUUAUUUUUGUUGAGAUCUUGUAUGGAAUAUUAGCCGGUGGCACUGUUGUGCUGACUUAUGGAAACUCAACUUAUUAAAGAUAGGCACAAACACCACAUAGCUAAUGACAGUCAUUUUGUGUUGCUUUGUUUAUGUUGUAAACACAGACUGCAUCAGGUUCACAUUAACUCAAGUUUAUCAUGGGAUUGUGCAAUAAAGAAGGCUGCUGGUUUUGGAGCAGGAUGUUAAAGUCUGAGGAUUUCAAGCAGAAGCUGAGGGUAUCAAGUGCAUAUCAUUUAUAUAAAGCUUGUUUCUACAAAUGCUUCUGAGGGAUUACCUUUUCAUUUGCUUCUCAGGGAGACUGAAAUCUCAUUUGUGCAUUUGGAACAACAAAAUGAAAAAAAACGCUCUUUAUUCAUUUGAUAGUUCCUUUGUUCUCUUAGGCAGUGGGACUGAAAGUAGCAGAGGCUUUCUUCUCUCCUGUUUUAAUAACCAGCUCAAGACAAGACAGGAAGAGUUCCUACCAGCUAUGCACAGAAAGUAAAAAAACAAAAAACAAAAACCAACAACCACCCAGCAGUGUUAAGACUAUUCUUCCCAUGAGCAAGAACCCUGUGGGCGUCUGAAUAGGCUCAGAGUUCCAUGCAACAUCUCUUCAGCUACUUGAUCAAUACUUAGAUAUGCCAAAUACAAAUUAAAUUAAUGUUAUGGCCUCACUCUUUGAUAACAAGCUGCCCACCUAGUAAUCUUCAAUGAAACUAAAGUGAAGGUUUCACUUAAGGUGUUUUGGAGUCUCUUUGAGAUUAAUUCUUUUAAUAUUGUCUAGAAAAAAUUCUAAUUGCAUAAGGUCAGUGUUUUUUCUUUCAAUUUUACCUCUGUAUCUCUCCUUAGGUACAGAAUAUAUUGACACCCUAUUCCCUAAACUGUAGGGGAAAGCUUCUGGGCCAAAGGCUCUUUAAUAGGUUCCACAUUGUUAAGGUUUUCUGUCGAAGAGACUUCACCAGUGAAAAACUGUGAUUUGGAUCUUAAGCCAAGAUAUUCUUUGGAUAGAGUACUUUAAGUACAAUUCAGGGAGAUCCCUAAGCAGUGUGGUAUUCAUUUUGUGAUGCAGUCAGUAAUGUUGUAGUGUCAUCUGGGCCACCUCUCUCACAGUGAAAGAAGAUAAGAUUUAUUUCAGUUUUAAAACACAAAGCUGUGGAAAGCCUAAAAGAUAAUUUCUAAACUAUUGACAUUCAAAAGCUCUUGAACCACAGACAAGGGAAAUGGAAAGGUGUGUUUGUUUUUUUUGUUUUUUUUAAUUAGGAUAUUGUUAGUAGAAUGUGAUUUGAAGUGGAGGCGCAGAGCCAUGUAAUCAAGGGACAAGCCUGCAGUAUGUAGUGUUUGUUCCCAUUCUGAGAAGUGAUGUGCAUGUGGAUUUUAUUGCUCUUUCUUGUGACAUUUCACAUUCUCCCAAGUUUUUCACUGUAUUUGGGAAACUGUUGAUGACUGAAAGAACGUAAUUGUCCUUUUCACUAUGUUAAGCAUUACGGGGGAUAUACUUCUUACUUUUUCUAUUUUUAAUUUGGCUUCCUGAUUUAUAAGUUGUUUUGUUUUUUUUUUUCUUUUUAGUUAAAGUGGGUGUGAACAAUGACUUCCUUUUGAAUCCAUUUCAAGACAUCAGAGACCUUUUCUUUUGCUGGUGUUUAAGCUAUCCUUAUGAAGUAGUUGGAAUUGUUUAAAUGUAGCUUUAUAGUGUACAUCAGAGGGUAAGAACUAGCUACGGCUCCCCUAUGGAUGUCUUUAUUUGAUAGCUUCCACCAGACACUGAUGUUAAGAACCUUAGGACUAGUGGUGGGACAGGAGGUAUGUAGCUGGAUGGGCCUUUAAAAAUAUUUGGCUGUAUAUUUAUAAACUUGUAGCUGCUUCUGAGGUCCAGAAAAGAGUGUCAGAACAUUUCACUGUGUUGCAGCAAACCAUUAGAGAUGAGGCUAAGUGACAAAACUGUCAGGGACUUGGGAUUUGCUUCUGGGCCCAUCUGUAGUCUGCUUUUAUGUGCUAUCCAGCUGGAACUAGGCAAGGUUGAUUUAAUGGCUACUUGCUUCUUCUAGACAUUAAACUGCUGCAGGUACAGUAGUUAAAGUUAAUAGAACAUUAGUUAAUUAAAUUAAAGCCUAGGGUACAAGUAAAUGUACUCCCCAUGUCUCAACCCAUAUAAAGUCUGACUUCUAACAUCCAUGCACUCAGAAAAGAGCUAGAAAUUGUAUGGUAAGAGGGGAAUAUUACUGAGUUUUGAAAGAGACUAGGUGUCUCUUUGAAAGCAAUAUUGCAUGUCUGAAGCCUGUAUUAAAGACGGUGUUUGGUUUUUCAUGAAAGGAGAAGUUGAGAAGGGAGAUGACAAGAAUGUGGCUUUUGUUUGUUUUUUAUUAUUAUUUUUUGUUUUUAUUUCUGUCUUCACAAAGGAUUGAAUUAUUUCUAUGUGUAACUAACAUAUGGUGGUCUUGUUAUAUCACCAUUUUUUUUCCGUAAGCAAUAUUGAAAUUUUAAAGCCUUGACUUUUUUUAUGGUGCAAGUGUUCAGAGCAAGGGAGAGAGUGUAUGUAAGUGGAGUAAUUCUGCCAAAUGUUAGGUAAACUUUAUACCUGUAUCCUGGAUCACAACUUAGUGCUCUCAGAAAACAAAUAAAUCACUAGGUCACAUAUUAGCAAUCUUUCUAUCUUUUUAGUCAUCUUUUUCCCAUCCAUUUAUACAACUUUACUGGGAGAAAUGAUAGUUAACUGAGGAUGUUGGAAUACAGGUUAAAUCUGUCCCCUUCUCCCCCUACCUUCCCAAGGUACAUUAAUUACUAGGCUUUGGUCAGUAAGGGCCAUCUUGAAGUAGACGGGAAUAAUUUCCACCAGUGCCAAAAGAAAACCUGUUCAUUGGUACCAAGAUGCAUUAAAUACCCCAGCUUCUGCUUGCCCCCUUGUGACAAAUAUGUAGACUGCACAUAUUCACCAGCAGAACAGUUGACAGUUGUGUAUGUUGCUUGUUACAAAACAGCAAGGGAUUGGCUGUAUAGUGCUUUGUCCAAGAAGUGAAGAUCUAUAUAGGAGUUUAAAGACCUGCACAGUCCAACACUUCUGGAUCAACAUGAACAAGGAAGAACAAAACCUCUAAAUUCAGAUUAAUUUCUAGCAAAAUGUGGUUCCUGUGGAUAAUUCUGCGGUCAGGACAUGAUGAUUUAUUUCUUGUAGUUGAUCAGAAACUCAAGAAUUAAUGUUAAUAAGAACAAAAGAGAAAAAACCCCAAAACAAUGUAGAACAUGUAAGCAAGAUCAGGAAAAUUGUUUCAGCUAUUGUCUAUAAAAUAUUUAUUCAGCGAAAAUGUAGAGCAAACCAUGUAGUUAAAGUGUAAUAUGCACCUGUCAGCUUUUCAAAUUUCAUUUGACUAGAAAUGUUAAAUCUAGUCUUUCUAAGAAUCAAAGUGGAAUAAAACAAUGUGGGUUUUAAGUAGUUCAAAAGUAAAGCUGUGUAGAUCAUGUGCACAGAUUUGAGUUGGCCUUUCCUCUCAUUUUGGUAACAAAGCUGUGAACCUAUUAAUGAAACUUUAUAAAGAAUAAAAUAUUGGGAGGGGAGAGAAAUAAAAGUUGUUUAUAAUGACA